GUUGAUAUUUUGGUAGAACACCAGGAAGUGCGGAAGAAGACGAGGACCGAAACCAGAAGGGCUGAACUUGACAACUUUUGUUACAUUUUUUGUGGGGGGGUUUCUUGAGUAUUUGGUUGUUGGGUUUUCAGAAAGCUUCUUCAAAAUGCCGGCUAUGGAAAAACAUCUCUUCAAUCUAAAAUUUGCUGCCAAGGAGCUCCAAAGAAAUUCAAAGAAAUGUGACAAAGAGGAAAAAGCAGAAAAGACGAAAGUUAAGAAGGCCAUCCAGAAGGGGAACAUGGAGGUAGCACGGAUCCAUGCAGAGAAUGCCAUCAGACAGAAGAACCAGUCUGUGAACUACCUGAGAAUGAGCGCUCGAGUCGACGCAGUGGCAGCUAGAGUCCAGACGGCUGUCACGAUGAACCAGGUCACAAAGUCUAUGGCUGGAGUGGUGAAAGGCAUGGACGCUACUCUGAAGAGUAUGAAUCUGGAAAAGAUCUCAGCUCUUAUGGACAAAUUUGAGCAUCAGUUUGAAACUCUGGAUGUUCAGACAGCCCAGAUGGAGGACACCAUGAGCAGCACAACAACCCUCACCACGCCGCAGAAUCAAGUGGAGUCAUUGAUGCAUGAAAUGGCUGAUGAAGCAGGUUUGGACCUGAACUUGGAGCUACCACAAGGACAGACGGGAUCAGUGGGUACCAGUGUUGCUUCUGCAGAGCAGGAUGAGCUGUCUCAAAGACUCGCAAAGCUCAGAGAUCAGAUGUAAAGAAUAACGGCAGUGGACUGACACCAGAACUCAAAAAUCUGCAACAUCCCUACACUACCUGAAUACAACUCUUGUUUAUGUACAUCAUGUCUUUCUUUUCCUUCCUCUUUUUUACAUCUUAUAUAUCUGUUAAGGAGAAAUCAUUUAGAAUGUUUCUCCUCAGUGAAAAUGUCUCAAAUUCUUGUUAAGCUUAAGGCAAUUUAAAAUCCUUACGGGAAACAUUUUUAUUAUUAAAUGAGAUGUUUGAGAGACACGCAUAAGUCUAUUUACAAAAAAGCUACUUAAUUUAACAAUUUUGUUAGAUACAUACAUUUUAGAACAAUAAUAAAAAGUCACAAACAUUAUUUAUUGGUUUAUUACAUACACAAUCAAAAUGUUUUGUGUAGUAUUUGAGGAUCUUUAGAACAUUUCCUUUUUUUGUGUUGACUUUUCUAUUUUAUUUGUGAUCAUUAUUUUAAGAAGGUCCUGGCAUGUGUCUGAUCACCUUCAUAAGUUUCUCAUUGUUUGGGAACAGUUUAGAGUAAACAAUAAAGUUUUAUAAUACUUA
Molecule: messenger RNA, 1292 nt
Organism: Nothobranchius furzeri (turquoise killifish)
Lineage: Eukaryota; Metazoa; Chordata; Actinopteri; Cyprinodontiformes; Nothobranchiidae
Gene: chmp1b
Product: charged multivesicular body protein 1B
Biological process (GO): endosome transport via multivesicular body sorting pathway; late endosome to vacuole transport; protein transport
Cellular component (GO): ESCRT III complex; multivesicular body
Source: RefSeq, a predicted model, not a curated record